CUACCUUCAAGCAUGCGAUCAAAGUUGAACCUCCUUGCUUCUCGGAAGCGGCUAUUCUUCUACCCAAGUAUACGAGCAUAGCAUUUACAAUGUCACGCUUAAAUUUCGGUUUGUGAUCCUGUAAUCUCAUGAACCUACCGGUGGUAUCGCAACCCCCGAGCCCGAGCGCUCAUGUUCUCGAUUCAAAUCAUGCAUUUAGCCCACCGAUGUAUUAAUACAGAUCACCGGAGUAAUAACAUAUAAGAUACCGGGGUUUGACCUUUCUUCACGAGUACUUCUAAAUGCCCGAAGUUUCACUCGACAGUACUUUCGGUGCAUUCCUCAUUGGUGCUAUAGUCUCUGCGUUCUUAUUUGGCAUCACCUGCAUGCAAACAUGGUAUUAUUACGUCCAUUACUCCGAUAGUAUCUGUCUGAAGGUUUUGGUUGGCAUUGUCUGGACUCUGGAAGCUGUACAUGCGGUUUUUGCAUGUCAUGCUGCCUAUUUCUACGUCGUAACGCAAUACGGGAAUCUAGCAGGUCUGUCUGAUGCGACUUGGUCAGCAUCUCUAACCCUGUGUGUAACGGGCAUCAUCACUUUCAUGGUGCACUUAUUUUACGCUCGGCAAUUGUAUCUUGUAUCGAACCGCAAUGUUAUCCUGGUUUCCAUUCUUCUUUUUCUCGCAGUGUGUCGAGUGGCAAGCAGUGCGGCGAUCGCUGGCUAUAGUAUGAAGCUGAAGUCUUUCGCUUUGUUUCAAACACAUGUUAUGACUAGCCUCCUGAGAGCUGGUAUGAGUUUUUAUCUUGCGACGGACUUUUUAGUCGCCGCAUCACUCUGCUUCUAUCUCCAUACCAGUCGUACAGGGCAUAAACGUACGGACACCAUCAUCAAUAGACUUAUAAUAUAUACCAUUAAUAAUGGCCUUCUCACUGGUGUUACGGAUCUUCUCAUCAUUGCCUUCGAGAUAGCCUACCCUAAUAAUCUCGUAUAUCUAUCCCUCUACCAAGUUGUCGCGAAUUUAUAUUUUAAUUCCUUCCUUGCCACAUUGAAUUCUCGGCAACCUACAAAGAUGACGCAUAUUGACAACAUUUCUACUGACGACAAUGCCAUGAGGCUAUCCAGCUUUGAGGCAAGUAGGCCGCCUUUAGGACAUCCUUCGAGGAUCUCCGGAACCCGGCAUAUCGAUAUUCAUAUCACCAGCACUACGGGUACCAUCCCCGACCCAGAUGGUGACACCGCCCCUGAACUCGAACCUAAAGCCCCUAGACUUUGAAGCUUUAGGCUCAUUUAUGAAGCGGCUCUACUUUAAUUGCGUCCGGCGUGCCCGAGUGCAGACUCCUUCCCAUUCUCCUUCGUGGGGGGUAAAAGCUGCUUCGCAGCUGGAGAUUAAUUGAACGCUUACAUAUCAUCUUAUCUUAUCUCUCACGUGAUGUU
Molecule: messenger RNA, 1411 nt
Organism: Desarmillaria tabescens
Lineage: Eukaryota; Fungi; Basidiomycota; Agaricomycetes; Agaricales; Physalacriaceae
Exons: 21
Coding region: 282-1250 (322 amino acids)
Source: RefSeq, a predicted model, not a curated record